Prinia subflava (tawny-flanked prinia) is the source of this 1281-nucleotide messenger RNA. RefSeq names its product urea transporter 2-like. Gene Ontology annotation, cellular component: membrane. Lineage: Eukaryota; Metazoa; Chordata; Aves; Passeriformes; Cisticolidae. The transcript has 8 exons. Gene Ontology annotation, molecular function: urea transmembrane transporter activity. The record is from RefSeq and is a predicted model, not a curated record. Gene Ontology annotation, biological process: urea transmembrane transport. Bases 1 to 1281 code for a protein of 426 amino acids.
AUGGAGCUCGGCGAGAUUGUUGUGACUAAACAUCCCAAUGAGAAGGAACUGUACAAGAAGGAGAUGCCAAGAGCCCAGGACCUGCUGUGGAGAAGUGGAAACUGGAUCCACCAUGGUUUUGGAUAUCUCACAGGAGAGAUGAAAGAAUAUGGAGAGUGGGUGAAAAAGAAGCCCUUAAUGGUUCAGCUGGUGGACUGGAUCUUGCGAGGGACCUCUCAGGUGAUGUUUGUCAACAACCCUCUCAGCGGGCUGAUCAUUUUAGUGGGGCUUUUCAUCCAGAGCCCCUGGUGGAUGCUCACAGGCUGCACUGGAACCACUGUGUCCACAUUAACUGCACUGGCCCUCAGUCAGGACAGGUCAUCCAUCGCGGCUGGGCUGCACGGCUACAACGGGAUCCUGGUGGGCCUGCUCAUGGCCGUCUACUCUGACAAAGGGGAUUACUACUGGUGGCUUCUCCCCCCUGUGGCAGUGAUAUCGAUGGCCUGCCCAGUCCUGUCCAGUGCUUUGGGAUCCAUCUUCAGCAAAUGGGACCUUCCUGUUUUCACUCUGCCCUUCAACAUUGCGGUGACCCUGUACCUGGCAGCCACAGGACACUACAACCCCUUCUUCCCCACAACCCUCAUCAAGCCUGUAGCUGCAGUGCCCAAUAUCACCUGGUCUGACAUCAAUGUGCCACUGCUCUUACAAUCCAUCCCAGUUGGUAUUGGUCAAGUGUAUGGUUGUGGAAACCCCUGGACUGGAGGCAUUUUCCUCGUGGCUCUGCUUAUCUCCUCCCCACUGAUUUGUUUACAUGCUGCAAUUGGAUCAGCCGUGGGGAUGUUUGCAGCUCUGAGCAUUGCAUCUCCGUUUGACAGCAUCUACCUUGGCUUACACAACUACAACUGUGCCCUGGCCUGCAUCGCCAUCGGGGGCAUGUUCUAUGCCCUGACCUGGCAGACACAUUUGCUGUCCCUUGCCUGUGCAUUAUUUUGUGCUUACUCCGGAGCAGCUCUUGCCAAUGCCCUCUCCGUGCUCGGGCUGCCGGUGUGCACCUGGCCCUUCUGCCUCUCCGCGCUCCUCUUCCUUCUGAUAACCUCGGAAAACCCGGCCAUCUACAAAAUGCCCCUCUGCAAAGUCACCCACCCAGAAGGCAACCGCAUCUACUACCUGAGAAUGGGGAGGAGGGCCUCGGAGAGCAGCAGGGAGGAGCAGAAGCAAAUGGAGCAGAACCCCUCUGACAGCUCAGUCGCAAGCACUGGGGGCACCCCGCUGUGCACCCCCAAGAGCCGCCACGCUCACUGA